Messenger RNA from Vitis riparia (riverbank grape), 3006 nucleotides. Its product is annotated as exocyst complex component EXO84A. The transcript has 8 exons. The record is from RefSeq and is a predicted model, not a curated record. Lineage: Eukaryota; Viridiplantae; Streptophyta; Magnoliopsida; Vitales; Vitaceae. Gene Ontology annotation, biological process: intracellular protein localization; Golgi to plasma membrane transport; exocytosis. Gene Ontology annotation, cellular component: exocyst. The coding region runs from base 176 to 2476 and encodes 766 amino acids.
UCCUGCGUGUUUAUCACAUACUUCAUUGACCAAUUCUUGGUUCCUCUCUCUUGUUUCUCCAAAUUGUAGUUCCUAUUCCAUUCUUUUUUGGUUCUUGUACUUCUAUUUUUGUUUGAAGAAGAGGGGGUUGGGAUUUCUCAAUCAGUGCUUUUUGAGACUGAAACAGUAGAGACAAAUGGGAUCAUCGGAAUUGUCAGCUUUCUCGGGGGCGUCAUUUUCAUCGAGCAUAGGAGAUUCUGCGGAAUUUGACGUGGAAUUAACGUUGAAUGACAGGCUAAAAGUCUUCAAAACUUCUCAAUUUGAUUGCAAGGGCUACAUCACCUCAAAAUGCCAUGCCACGAACGAAAAGGAAAUAAGGCACUUGUACGCUUAUCUGGUAGAUUUAAAGAAGGCGUCUGCGGAGGAAAUGCGUAAAAGCGUGUAUGCUAAUUAUUCAGCCUUUAUACGCACAUCCAAGGAAAUUUCAGAUCUUGAAGGAGAGCUUCUUUCCAUGAGAAAUCUUUUAUCAACUCAGGCAGCUCUAGUUCAUGGUUUGGCUGAAGGAGUUGGGGUUGAUUCCUUGUCUGCUGAUUCCGAUAGUUCAACAAAAGAGGACACAUCUGAUGUUACACAUAAGGAACCUACUGACAUGGAAAAAUGGUUAAUAGACUUUGUGGAGAAUCUUGAUGUUUUAUUAGCUGAAAGGAGAGUGGAUGAAUCACUGACCGUCUUGGAUGAAGGGGAAAGAACAGCACAAGAAGCUAGUAAUAGGCAAACAUUGAGCCCAUCUGUUUUCUUAUAUCUGCAGGCUGCUAUUAAAGAAGGAAGACAGAAGUUGGCUGAUCAGCUUGCACAUGUUGCCUGCCAAACUUCUACCUCUGGUCUUGAGCUUCGUUCAACUGUUCAAGCCCUAAAGAAACUGGGGGAUGGCCCUCAUGCUCAUAAAUUGCUGCUUAAUUCUCACCAUCAUAAUUUGGUGAACAAUAUGCGUAUUCGCCCAUCAAGCACUUCAUAUGGAGGAGCAUUUACUGCUGCUCUUUCACAUCAUGUCUUCUCAAUCAUUGCCCAGGCAGCAAAUGAUUCCUUGUCAGUUUUUGGUGAUGAGCCAGCAUAUGCAUCUGAGCUUGUGACUUGGGCUGUCAAGGAGACCAAGGCUUUUGCUCUUCUGGUAAAGAGACAUGUUCUAGCCACUUCGGCAGCUGCAGGCGGUCUAAGACUUGCUGCAGAAUGCGUUCAAACAUGCUUGGGUCACUGUUCCUUGUUAGAAGCUCGCGGAUUAGCCCUUUCUCCUAUUCUGUUGAAACUCUUCAGGCCUUGUAUAGAAGAGGCACUGACUACCAACUUAAAAAGAAUUGAACAGAGCAGCUCUGCUCUAGCUGUUGUAGAUGAUUGGACACUUGUCUUACCACCAGCUGGUAUACGCCCUCUUGGUGCAUGGACAUCAUCUCUUGGUAGUGCGAUUGCAUCACAGCUAAAGCUUUCAACCAGUGCUCACAGAUUCAAUUCAAUGGUUCAGGAAUUCUUUGAGGAGGUAGGGCCCCUUGAGAGCUUGCAGUUGGGUGGUUCCACAUUGGAAGGUCUUUUACAAGUUUUCAACUCCUACAUCAAUUUGCUGAUACAUGCACUGCCAGGUACAAUGGAAACUGAGGAUAAUCUUGGUGGCUCUGGGCAUAAAAUUGUUCGAAUGGCAGAGACUGAAUCUCAACAAGUAGCUCUGCUGGCAAAUGCAUCAAUGCUAGCAGAUGAACUGCUUCCACGUGGCGCUAUGAAGCUUUCACCCUUGCACCAGACUGGUAGAAUGGACACCCCUGGAAGAGUUUCAGACAGGCAAAACCGAUUCCCCGAGCAUAGAGAAUGGAAGAGGAAGCUUCAACGUGCUGUUGAUCGAUUGCGAGAUAGCUUCUGCCGACAACACGCUCUUGAACUCAUCUUCACGGAAGAUGGUGAAAUCCGUUUGACUGCAGAGAUCUAUACAAGCAUGGAUGGAAGUACAAAUGAGCCUGAAUGGUUCCCAUCUCCAAUAUUUCAGGAAUUUUUUGCAAAAUUGACCCAAAUAGCAAGCAUUGCAACGGAUAUGUUUGUGGGAAGGGAAAGGUUUGCAACUAUUCUACUGAUGAGACUCACAGAGACAGUGAUCCUGUGGCUUUCUGAUGAUCAAAGCUUUUGGGGAGAGAUUGAGGCUGGGCCAAAGCCUUUGAGCACUUUUGGACUUCAACAGUUUUAUUUGGAUAUGGAGUUUGUGAUACUCUUUUCAUCCCAAGGUCGUUACUUAUCUCGUCAUCUGCAUCAAGUUAUCAAAAACAUCAUAGCUAGAGCCAUUGAUGCAUUUGCUGCUGCAACUGGAACAGACCCAUAUAGUGUGCUGCCAGAGGAUCAAUGGUUUGCUGAGGUUGCUCAAAUAGCUAUGAAGAUGCUGACUGGAGAAGCCAACUUUGGAAAUGUAGAUCAUGAUGCAACCAGUCCCACUGCAUCAAUCUUAUCUCAUGGGAGUACCUAGUUGUUUAACCAUUCAUCAUGAUGUGUAUAUCAUACAGAAAAGGACCUGUGUGCAUUAGAGACCGGGGGCAUGAAGCAACUUGGCCGCCAUUAAACCGAGUUCUUCACGGUUGGGUGUAUCCAUCUUCCUGAAUGCAUAACCAUGUCAAAUAUCCAGAACUGAAGCAUAGCCACAUUUCUCCGGGGGUUGGAAUCUUCUCUCACACUCCUUAGACCUGAAAAUUACAGUCGUCUUCAACAGUGGCAGCUUAUCACUUACAAUCCUGCAAUUCUACAAUGUUUUUGUAGUAGUACUUGUGAUUUUAUUUUUCUUUUUUUCUGUUUUUGACCUUUUGCUUUGAAAUGAAAAACAAUUUAUCAGAAGGGCAGAAAACAAUCAACUUGUGAAAUGGUAGGAAGCAUGAUGGCAAAAAUUGGUGUCUCCUUGUAUAAAAAAAUAGGGAAAAAAAAUGGUGUCUCCCCUGUAGUUACUGGCUGUUACAUUUUGUACAUCAAAAUAAUUUGAAAGUUAGUUCAUGCAGUGAUUUUUAA